This is a messenger RNA of Ruditapes philippinarum (Manila clam), 2842 nucleotides long. RefSeq lists its product as uncharacterized. The record is from RefSeq and is a predicted model, not a curated record. The transcript is spliced from 7 exons. The coding region runs from base 283 to 1413 and encodes 376 amino acids. NCBI's taxonomy places the organism in Eukaryota, Metazoa, Mollusca, Bivalvia, Venerida, Veneridae.
UCAAUUCGCCCAGUGUCCAGUAUGUUUUAAUAAUUUGAAUUUUCAACCUAAAAACUGAUUUUUUUAUCUUCUUAAAAUGUUAAUAAUUGAGCUAUAUGUGUGCAGUAGUUGGGAUGGAUUAACUUUCUUUAAGAAUUUUAUUUAAAUUAAGGAAAUUAAAGAAACACAUUAGUUUAGAUGCAAGGAAAUACGGAUCAACUGUGAACAUAUGAUAUAAUCCAAUGUGGCGAAUGUAAACGGUGUGCAUUUCUUACAUUAUGUCAAUAGGCAUAGAAGUAUAAAAUGGCUUUGAGAAAAUUCAAGUGGUUAAGGAAACAACAGCGAUACAAUGUCCUCCUGGUUGUAACAACUACGUUCAUAGUGUACACAUUCUUAUGGAAAUUUACAGUAAACAGUGGAGUGCAUGACAGUUUAAUUUAUAAACAGCCAAAGGUUUCCGGAAGCGGAAACAGUACAUAUCGUCACGUGAUUCCUUUGACAACCCAAGCUGUCAGCAAAAAACACACGGACAAAGGUCUGUGCGACCAAUGGUUUGAAGACUCGUUCAAGAAAAAUUUGGAACAUAUCGCCGGUUAUCCACGUGGACUGGCUGACAAAUACAUGUAUACCAUUGCCGAAAAUCGGACAGAACCAAAGACUAUAUUUAAAACAUUUCCGGUCGUUGCGACUGCGGCAAAUAGCGGGUUUUAUGGUAUCUCGCAGGGUUUGAUAAAAUCUGUAUAUGAGAAAUUGCUGCCAAAAUACAAAAAUAUCAAGAUAGUCUACUAUGACAUGGGACUCAAUCCUAACCAAAGAAAGCAGUUGGAGACCCACUGCAAAAUUUGUGAAGUGAGGAGUUUUCCAUUUGAAAAAUUCCCCGCACAUUUUAAAAGACUGAAAACUUAUGCUUGGAAACCUAUAAUAGUAAAGACUUUAUUGAUGGAAUAUGGCUGGGUAUGGUGGGCGGACAGUUCCGUACGUUUCGUCACAAGUGACGUCGAUCGCGCGUUGACCUAUAGUAAAGACAAUUCAAUUUUAUUCUUUACUUACGGUGUAGUGUUUUCAGUUGCUCAACACACUGAUGUCCAGACAAUGGAGUACCUGAAAGAAGAUCGAUGUAAAUUCCGCCAUUUUGGGGAAGUUGAGGCAACAUUUGUGCUGUUUCAUUUUGAUGACGUCACACAUACUAUAGUAGACACGUGGGCUGCGUGCGCAGUUAAUGAAAACUGUAUAGCUCCUCAAGGCACAAAUCGGAAGUUAUCUUGUCGAAUAAGCAACAAAUCUGAUGGCAGGUGUCACAGAUUUGAUCAGGCAGUUUUAAGCAUUUUACUACGUAGACUGUAUCAUGCGAAAAAUGAUUACCCUCUAGUUUCAACACCAUUUCAUAUCCACGAAAUAAAACGCGGCAAUGCUAUAUCAUAUUUCCCGGAAUGAAUAUGUCUGAAUAUUCUCGCUUAUGAUAAAAUUUAGAGUGAUGGUGUUUGUGAACAAAUACAAGAAGAGCCUCCAAAUUUUAAUAUCGCUAUUGCAUGCUAUCGGUAUUACAUUAAAAUUUGAAUAAAUGAUGAGUGAUUAAAGAAUACUAUGUAUUGGUCACAGGGGGAUAUUUUCAGUUUAAAUUCUUACAUGUGAGUAUCGUUCAAAUCAAAGUUUUAAUUUUUGAGAACAGUUUCGAACAAAUAUUGAGUUUUAUAAAUCAUUAUUAUAAAGAUAGUAUGUUUACGUAAAAAAAGCAAGCACAAGACGAAAUGAUCUGUUUACAUUUGUAGUUAAACUUAUUUAUUGUAUAUUUUGUUACCAUUUGUAUAAAAUUGUGAAAUACUGAUUGCCGAAUGCCGAGAGAAGUUUUAAAAAAGCUUACUCAAUCAGUAAAAUUUAUUUUAUGUACUUCAUUAUAUAAAUGAAAAAAUAAAAAUAAAAAUAUUGUUGAAACUAGCUAACAAAUUACUAAAGAGAAUGUGUCCUAACAUAUUCUAUCAAUCUGAUAAAAAUCAGCUCCUUAGUAACGCUACGCACUAGGAUCUCCGACCACCAAUUGGUUGUCACCUUCUCGUGACUUUUAAAACAGCCAAUCAUCAGCGAGCUUUCACAAUUUCGGAAAGAGAUGCGGUUUCUUAUUUUAACCGCUGUAAAUUUAAUACUGAGAAUGUAUAUUUCAAGAUUUCGAGAACAAACAUGGCGUUAUAGCCGGCAAGAAAACUGGCAAAACAAUCUUACGUCAUUAAGAAUUCUAUAGUUUCCAGUUUGUUUGUUUCUUAUUACUUCAAACAUUUUUUAAACAAAAAAUGAACAAUUUGAUUUUAUUCCACAGACAACAAUAUUUUGAUACUUCGUCUUAUGCCUAUCUGUAAAGAACAGUUUGAUUUGAUGGCUAAAAAUAGCCUUUUUCGGGAAAUACGAAUCGCCGAAUAGGUAGCAGUCAGAUCUUGCAACAUGCAAGAAAUAACGACAAAAGAUUUGAAUUUUAGUCAGAUGGCAUAUAUUAUGAAACAUAGAUCAACUACGGAAAAGUGUACGCGGAUGUCAUAAAUAAAACAUCCCUUCAUCUUUUAUUUUACACUUUUUGCUUCAAAGUUGUGAUUCGGUAUUUCAUAUGCACCGCAUCCGUUUUUACUCGAAACACCUUAACGAAAAGUUGCUGUUAUCAAUUAUCUUGAGUUACAUAAAAAAUGGCUGCGCCCAACUAGAAAUGACAUUGAACAUUUCAUUGAUAGGUAUAGAAAUCUUUAAUGGUUUUUAUUUGAUGUCCUUUUUCAUAUACAAGUGUAGUCUAUAACCAAGCAAUAGUCCAAUGAUUUUAGAUGAAAUGAUAGUCACAAUAUUCGUACACAUUUACAUACAAAGUGCAGAAUAUGUCCGAGUU